This is a messenger RNA of Coprinopsis cinerea okayama7#130, 735 nucleotides long. RefSeq names its product SNF7 family protein. The record is from RefSeq and is a predicted model, not a curated record. Gene Ontology annotation, biological process: protein transport; late endosome to vacuole transport; endosome transport via multivesicular body sorting pathway. Lineage: Eukaryota; Fungi; Basidiomycota; Agaricomycetes; Agaricales; Psathyrellaceae. The coding region runs from base 1 to 735 and encodes 244 amino acids. Gene Ontology annotation, cellular component: ESCRT III complex; multivesicular body. The transcript is spliced from 5 exons.
AUGAACAUCAUCGAAACACUAUUCGGACGGACGGUCACCCCCGCCGAACGACUGCGGCAACACCAACGCAGCCUCACAAAGGCUCAACGCGAGCUCGACCGCGAACGAUCCAAACUCGAGCAGAGCGAGAAGAAACUUAUAGCAGACAUUAAGAAGAGCGCUAAAGCUGGACAAAUGAAUGCAUGCAAAGUAAUGGCCAAGGACCUGGUGCGAACAAGACGGUACAUCCAAAAGUUCUACCAGAUGAGAACACAACUGCAAGCUGUCGGAUUGCGAAUACAGACAUUGAGGAGCAACCAACAAAUGGCUGAAGCCAUGCGCGGGGCUACUCGCGCAAUGGGAGCUAUGAACAGAGGCCUCAACCUACCCGCCAUCCAGAAGAUUAUGAACGAAUUUGAGAGGGAGAGCUCGAUGAUGGACAUGAAGGAAGAAAUGAUGUCGGACGCGGUGGACGAUGUCAUGGAGGAUGAUUUGGAGGACGAAGAAGAAGAGGGUGAUAAGAUUCUCAAAGAAGUCUUGGACGAAAUCGGCGUGGACCUCUCUCAACAGCUCACCGACGCACCAAUCGGGCUCGCUGUAUCAAAUCCGAUAGCAAACCGGACACCAGUGGCCCUGGGAGACGGCGGAGGUCACUCAGCAGGAGGCGACAGUGGAAAUAGUGGUGGAGACGGGGGAGUCUCCAUGUCAGACGAAGACGCUCUGCAGGCUCGACUGGAUGCCCUCAGGAAGGGCUGA